Messenger RNA from Durusdinium trenchii, 1943 nucleotides. The record is from the annotation of a GenBank genome assembly. Lineage: Eukaryota; Dinophyceae; Suessiales; Symbiodiniaceae.
UGGCCGCGUCUUGGAUUUCCAAAAUUUCGACCUACCACAUGCGCCGAUGCCAUGGCAGAAGAGCUGCUGAAGUCAAUCGAGGACUUAGAGAGCUACUCCUUUUAUGGCCUGUCGCACUGGCUGUCAGAAGCCGACGCUUUGCUGGAUCAAAUCGAUCAGAUAUCGCUCUCCAAAGCUCCAAAAACACAGGAGCUGGCGCUCGUGGACAAGAAGGAUGAGCUCUUGAGUGCACAAACACAGCUGCGCCGGCAGAUGGGUGCACUGCUGGAGGAACCACUGACUCGACGAGAACGGCCAAAAGCUGAGCAGUUUUUGGAGGCACAGCGGCAGAAGCUGCUAAGUCAGGCCAGCAAAGAGCGCGCUGCCAGCGCUGCCAGUCGCUUGCAAGAGCUGCUGGCAAAGCUGAAGACGGGGCCGCUGGCCUUAGAAACCAAGGAGGUGAGGGACAUUGAAGCGCAAAUGAAGGAGGCAGAUUUGCAGUGGAAUGAUCUUGAGCCAACCUACGUCAAAUGGCAAGCUGGUCGCCACAGCUUCAAAUCCAACGCCGAGUUGCAAUCCUUCAAGCGCCGCUACGAGGACGCCAAGAAGGUGCGAGACACUGCGCCUGACCGCCUAGAGGCCGCCCUGCGGCGUCGCCGCGCUGCAGCUGCCACCGCGGAGGUGGUUACGGUGGCUGCAGGCCCUGGCGCUGGCUGGGCGGCCGCGCGCAAAGCACCAACAAAAGCACCAGUGCCCAGCAACACCGGCAGAGGUGCUGCAGCCGUUGCCUUGGACAAACCGAAGGCUGCGCCAAAGACCUCCUGGACCUCCGGUGUCACACUGGUGCAGCGGAUGCGUGCUGAAGCGGCCGCGCAGGUGCGGGGUGCAAAGGUGCCAGAAAUAGCCGAAACUCAUGACAACGACUUCUUCUGGGAGGAGACGGUGCGGCCAGCCCCACCGCCCAUUCCGGCGGCUGGGAAGUUGUCUGCCAACCAGGAUUUUGUGCUCACCAAGUCCAAAGGUGUUCCGCCCCUGGCACCUGAGAAAGCACCCUUGGCUUCUAUGGCCAAUGGAGGACGUCGUUGGGGCACAGAAGAGGUGGACGAGUCUGAUGAACUGCAGGAGGCCCCUUCGGAGCAGGUGCCCCAGGAGACACGUGCUCGGAGCGAGGGGAAGACCUUUGCAGCGUCAGCCAAAAAGAAGGGCAAACGGAAGAAGAAGGGCGAUGUGACGGAGGAAGAUGUGGUGGAGUCAUCAGCUGCACCAGCGACCACUUCUUGGGUACUCACCUUGCAGGUCGCCGUGGCCAACAUGGUGCUCGAAGAGUUGCUGCGUCGCGAGUCUUGGAGUUUGGAUGACCACGAGGCGACGACUCACCUGUCCUUGCUGGCAGAACGGCUGCCUCUGCAGUCGCCAUUAGGCUUCCGGCUGCCAUUUCAAUGGUCAUCUUUCCUCGCGUUGGAGGUGGACGGGGGCCCUAAGCGUCGGUCUCGACGUGGCCAAUCUGAUGCUUUAGAACACUUGAGGCACAAUUUGCCACGCUUCUUGCCCUUCUACCUGACUAUCGUUUUGGUUUUGGUAAUCUUGCACUCCUUGUCGCACUUUGGCCUUUUGAUGUGGACCAUGGCGCUGCAAACGGCCUUGCUGCUGUUGCCCUGUGGACAACUGCCACACUUCACGGCCUCUAUGCACGUGCGAGGGCUGCAAUUGGCGCAUCUAUUGCUUUGGAUCUUUUUUGUUAGAUCCAUUUGGCUAAUGCACAUUUUCAUAAAAGUCUUUUGUGUCGCACUCUUUGUGGGACAUGCCUAUUCGACAAAUGAAGCCAAGGAUGAUGAGUGAGCCUGAAGGAAUUUGCAGCGAAGCACUUCUGAUACCCUUUCGGAUAUGGAUCUCACAUCAGCACCGAAAGACUCGGAACACAUACAGCGAGCGUCGCUGCAAAGCAAAUCGCGAACAGCUGUCAA